This is a messenger RNA of Melitaea cinxia (Glanville fritillary), 2680 nucleotides long. RefSeq names its product alpha-amylase 3-like. The record is from RefSeq and is a predicted model, not a curated record. The transcript has 3 exons. The coding region runs from base 171 to 2039 and encodes 622 amino acids. Gene Ontology annotation, biological process: carbohydrate metabolic process. NCBI's taxonomy places the organism in Eukaryota, Metazoa, Arthropoda, Insecta, Lepidoptera, Nymphalidae.
GCUCAGCCGACACCACAGAGUACAGCGACACUACUCCUGAAAUAUCAAAUUCCAAUGUCAAAUCAAUAUUCUAACAUAAAUUGUCAUUUGUCACGUUAAAAACUUAAAAAUGAUUGAGGUGAAAUCUAGGUCUUAAUGAUAUAAAAACAAAACCUUAGGGGAAGUAGAAGAUGAACGACCUUCCAGAGGCCAGUAGCAAUAAUGCCAACAAUCUCGAGACUUUGGAUUAUCUUCGUGAAGUCAAGUCUUCUACGUGCUUAUUAUUACCGAUGACCCCUAGCCCUACUCAAUUAGAUUUAAAGCAUCCUCUCUCAGAAGAAAUGACUGAAGGACCGUUUUUAACUUUAAGUGAUGAUCAAAAAAUGGAAAUAAAAAAUUCAGCUGACACCUGUGGAGGAGAUUCUAGUUCAUCGGCAGAUUCAAACUCCGUUGUUCAAGAUCCUGUUAGCGCACAACUUAUUAAUAAUAUAAGCAUGUUGGAUUAUCAAACUCUAAGUAAAAAUGGUGACAUAAUCAUGUGUCAGCCUGAAGGUUGCAAACUGAACGGAAGUCUUAGUGUCAGCAACCGAAAAUUACCAAAUUUCAUAAACUGGAAUUGGGGUAUUAUUAGAAAAAUUCUACUUUGGUGUGUUCUUUCGGGACUUAUUGCUUGCUUGGGAGCCAUUGUGGCAAUGGUUGUUAAUAUACCCAAAACUUGCAACCCUGAUCUACCGUGGUACCAAGGUAAAGUGUUUUAUGAAGUCUUUCCAGCAAGUUUUAAAGAUUCUAACAAUGAUGGUAUUGGAGACUUAAAGGGCUUGACAAAAAAACUAGACUAUAUAAAGGAUUUGGGAGCCUCAUCAAUUCGUCUAAACUAUAUAUUUGAAUCUUCUGAUUAUCCAGAACGUUAUUAUAAUAUAACUUCAUUAUUGUCUAUUGAUAGAAGUAUAGGAGUAUUAAAAGAUUUUCAGGAGUUAAUGACGGCAGCACAUAAAAGAGGCAUGGGAGUAAUAUUAGAUAUUCCAGUUGAAAGUAUGGUUGAAUCGCAAGCCUCGUUUGAUACCAACCAUACUUUUGUUUUCUCAAUCGAGCCCCAGGAAAAUAGUUUUGAUCCAACAUCUGCAGCAAUUGCUUAUUGGUCACAAGCUCAAAAUGUUGAUGGGUUUUAUUUAAAGAAUUUGGAAAACUUUGUCGACAAUAAAAAUUUUGGAAAAUCUCUUCAAGUUUGGAAACAAAUUUUAGGGAAUAACAAAAUUUUUAUAGCAAGUCAAGCAGUAUUAGAUAGAGCUAAAGGCACAAGUCUUACAGUCUUGCUUAAUAGAAUUGAUUUAAUUGAUAUUAAUUUGGACUUACAAGAUGGCAUAAAUGGUUUAAAAGAUCAUAUCAAUUACAUUGUAUCUAAUGUCCUCUGGGGUAAACCCCAUCACCCCUGGGUACUUUGGAAUAUCGGUAACAUAAACAGUGAGAGAGUGUCAUCUAAAUAUCAAAAUAAUACUCUUGCAUUAACAGCACUUGAGUUGGUACUACCAGGUACAGUUAGUAUAUUUUAUGGGGAUGAAAUAGGAUUUGGUGGCUUAUCUGAAAAUGAAAUAGAGGGUGAUUUCCAUGAACAUACACAUAUUCACAAUUUGGUUCCAAUGUCUUUCGCAAAUGAUAUUAAAAAUGAAAAUAGUGCUUCCAUUCUACCCUGGAAUUCAAAAUCUAAUCUAGAACCUAGGUUUUAUUACUUAAAUAUUAUUAAAAAGUUUAUAGAGCUGAGAUUGAAUACUCCAACAAUAUACUUAAGAGAAAUAUAUAAAGAUGGUAAUGUAUUAAAAAAUAUGGAGAUACGUAAAACUGAAGAUAAUUUAAUUGUUAUAGAACGUUGGUAUCCACGAAGAAACACAUGUGUUUUUGUAGGCAAUCUAGAUAACUCACCUAUAACAACUGAUUUGUCAACAAUGUUUUACCGAGGAACAGUUGUUGCAGCAACCAAUAUUAGUUUAGUCGGUGAAGUGUUGUACUUUGACAAAAUAACCUUUUCUCCAAACUCUGCUAUUAUUUUCAAGUUGGAAAAAUAGGGAUUAUUUGCAAACUUAAUUUUAUUCUGUAGCUCUUUAACCAAAGAUGUAAUAAUAACAAACUUUAAAAUAUUUACUUAUUAACAAUUUAAUUGUUAUGUACUUAACCAAAGAUAAUUUUUUAUUAUAUAGUUUAAAUAAGUAUGAAUAGUAAUAGAUCAAACUCUUAUUUUUUUUUUAUAUCUUGUGAUUCCUUGUAAACUAGUUGUAUUUUAUGACCAUUCAUUUUUUUACCAUUUCAUAUUAAAAUUUUAUACACAAAUAUAAUAUCGAUUUAGAUUGAAUUAAAAUAUUUAAAAAAAAUGUAUUAAGUAAGCUUUAACUUGAGUUCUUGGAAAUCUUUUAAGUAUAGUUCUCAGUAUUUAGUCUCAAGUUUUCUUAAAAUUAUUAUUUUUAAUAGUACUCUUCUUUGUAUUAUGGUUUUAAUAAAUAAUUAUUUUUAUUAUUCUUAUGAAAUACAUGUUUUUACUUACAAGUUUUUUUUUUUAAUACAGUACAGUAUAAGCUCCUUAUUCGUUUAGUUUACGUUCCGCCAUGUGCGCGAAUGCAGAGACCGUGGACUGGUAUUUUGUAUAGACAGGAGCAGAUACAUUCCGAGGCACAAGAAAAAAAUAAAUUAAAAUUAAUUGAAGUAAUUUGAA